CGUCCGUGAUGUGGUUGAAAUGAUCGGAUGAUUUCACAUCUGUUUCUCGUCGUCGACCAUCAUCAAAGUUUGUUGUCGAGAUAUAGGACGCUGCCGUCCAAGAAUAUGCAAACUGACCUCAAAAAUGACUGGUAGAGCCAUUCGUCCCCAUGCCAAGUCACGAACAGGUUGUGCUACGUGCAAGCGAAGAAAGGUCAAGUGCGACGAAGAAUAUCCUGUGUGCGGAAAUUGCACAAAACGAAAGGUGGAUUGCACCUGGGCACCGAAAACCUUCAAAUUCGUUAACUCAUCGCCUGACACACGAGCUUUCGCCUGCCUCUGUGUCAACUGCACUGUCGCGUCGACGGCCUAAAGAGAUUUCGAGUCUCUCUACUUUUCAGCAUCCCAAUGCUUCCUUUAUUCUCAGCACGCGGACAUUAGAACUUAUGCAUCACUACACCAGCAUGACGUGCUACACUCUCACUUUCGUCAAUGAAAUCAAUCUGGAUAGCGUUUGGAACACUGCAGUACCGAGACUUUCCUUCACUGCUCACGGUUCUCAUCUUCUUCAUGCUAUCCUGGCGGUCUCUGCCCUCCACCUCUAUUCCGUCGACCCUACGGGCCCGACUGCCGGACGAUACUCCCAUGUGGCCACCGUACACGGCAAUGCGGCAUUGGCGGGGCUCACCAUUCCCUCAUUCGAGAGCCCUAAUCUUAUCCCUUUCGUGCUCACCCUCUCAGUAAUCGUCAUAUAUGGCUUCGCUAUAUCGCCUCCUUCAUUGACUUCCUCCAACUCACGGUUCCGGAACUGGUUACGUGUCCUUCGAGUCUUGACUAAAACAUGUCAACAGUGGCCAGCCCUUCCCCAAGGUGUGACCGGUCCGUUAUCCAGUAGGUUCCCACUGUCUCCUUCAGCACUACUAUCAUCGCUACCAGAUCCCGAGUCUGGAGAUACAUUCCCUCAGUUCCUGUUCACGCUCCCGUUCCCCACUCCGGGCGCCCCAGAUCCAGAAGAAGUCGCUGAUGAAGAAGUGUCAGCAGACUACCAGUGGGCUCUUACAUUACUGCAGCUCGCAUGGAAGACAUCGUUUAUCCCUCAAUAUCAGGGUUACUCGCUCCUUGCGUGGUUUGCAGGCGUUUCAGACAGAUUUUUGACGUUCUUCUUCGAACGACGCCCCAGGGCCCUGUUGCUUAUGGCGCAUUACUGUGUCAUCAUGCAAAAUAUGGAGCGGAAAAACACAGAUCCGAACUGCCCUUCAUCCUGGUGGGCCCAGAGGAAGGAAAAGUGGGACGGAAUUAUUAAGGAGCUAAUGUGCCAGCUCGGACCGGAGUGGAGUGGGUACGUAGGAACGUAUAGUGUGAAUUAUCACAGUCGCGUGCAUGCGUAGACCUGGGAGCGCCGCUAUGUUCUUGAGUUUUAUGU
This is a messenger RNA of Desarmillaria tabescens, 1402 nucleotides long. RefSeq lists its product as uncharacterized. NCBI's taxonomy places the organism in Eukaryota, Fungi, Basidiomycota, Agaricomycetes, Agaricales, Physalacriaceae. Bases 150 to 1367 code for a protein of 405 amino acids. Gene Ontology annotation, molecular function: DNA-binding transcription activator activity, RNA polymerase II-specific. The transcript has 2 exons. The record is from RefSeq and is a predicted model, not a curated record. Gene Ontology annotation, biological process: regulation of transcription by RNA polymerase II.